This is a messenger RNA of Diachasma alloeum, 2183 nucleotides long. RefSeq lists its product as uncharacterized. The coding region runs from base 122 to 1636 and encodes 504 amino acids. NCBI's taxonomy places the organism in Eukaryota, Metazoa, Arthropoda, Insecta, Hymenoptera, Braconidae. The transcript is spliced from 5 exons. The record is from RefSeq and is a predicted model, not a curated record.
UUCAUCAGGCGCCGGGAGAAUCGCACACCUUCGCCGGCAUUUGAGUGUUUACAUCGGGGGAAGAAAAAACUUAUAAACAGUGCGCAUAAAAUCGUUGAGGGAGAGAGUGGUGAUCUCAACGAUGGCUCCCCGUGCAGUGAAAAAAUUAUUUAAUCCAAAUAUAUUUCACAUCGAUGGUGUUCCCAUGAGGUUUUAUCUUGAAGGGUACGACGAAUGUCAGUGCCAUCAGAUUUCUACGAUUAUCGAGGCACAUGGUGGAAAAUUCUCGUUACCCGACACCGGCACCAUUGUUUUCUCGGAACCUGGCCGCUAUGCACAUACCGAUCGUCGUAGAUUUCACAUUAAAUGUUUGCGAGACAGUAUAGUGCAGAACAAGCUCCAGGAUAUCAAUAAAUAUGCACUACCAUGGAGAAUAACUCGGCCUCGAAAAGACAGUUCCCCGCUCGCAGCUAAAAUACCCAAAUCUGAGUCCGAUAAAAAGCCAUUGAAAGAAUCUCUCAUUCUCCCACCAUCUCCAAAAAAUCUCAGAAAUUCUCAACUCCGUGAGCCCUACGUUCUCAUUCAAGACUGUGUCACGACUCAUGCAGCGAUCUUGAAACAACCAAAACUCAGCAAUUCAGACGUAACUGAAUCACAGACCAGUAGAAACCCCACAGAGGGAGAACAAUCGAGCGUGAUAUCAAGUUCCCAGAGUAACGUGACUCCUCCGUUUGUCCAGCCGAAAACUGCUGACAAACCAUCUCCCAUUGCUACUAAACCCAGAAGCGUCGCUGUCAAACGUUUGACGAACUUUCGCCCUUGUGGCCUUUCUCGCCGCCCAAAAUCGCCCCUAGAAAAUGUUCCAGUUGAAACAGAUGAUGAGAAACGAAUGAGAGAGAAUCUGCGAUCACCUCCACUGAGAAGAUCCCCGGGUAUUGAAAUAAUCAAGGAAAUUCAGAGAAAGUCACCAGUCGUCAAAGACAUCAUUGUGAUAAGCGAUUCUGAGGAUUCAAGCCAUGAGAAUGCAAGGAAAAAAGGUCCAGAGCCCGCUGAGAAGUGUCUGCAGACACCCGAGCCUCCUGUAGACUGGAGAAGUUUAACAAACUUCGAUGUCCCAAAUUCGUAUGCUGUCUGGUCCAGGGCUGGCCCACCAGGACCCCCCAAUCUCAGUGAUUCCGAUGGUGAAGGGCGCAGGGAUGGCUCGAAAAUGAUGGACGUCAGCAAAAUCAAGAAGGAGAAAGAAUCCAGCGGACCAAAGACUAGGGAGCAGCUGAAGCGCAUUCGGUACGAUGACUGGGACACAUCCGAUUCAGAUGGACCAGGUGCGAGCAAGUCCAAGAGUAAGAAGAAGAAGAAGAGAAAGAGCUCUUACGAAUGUGAUCAGAGUUAUAAGAACAACAGAAAAAGAAUCCUAUACACAGAUGAAGAGAACAGGAAGAUGAUUCAGUAUUUGAUUGAAAAUGGGUUGAUCACUAAAUCCACUCAAAUGCAUGUCUGGAUCAAGUUCUCGAUUAAAAAGAUUCUAACUGAUCCAGAGAGGAAGCCAGAGUCUCUGAAGAAACACUUUGAAGACCAGUUGAUCUUCAAUUUCGAGAAAUACACGCAUGAUCCUAUUGCUGUAGAGCAGUUCAGCAAAAUCAGGGACGAAUUAAUUUAAUUACCUCAACGAAAAUACAAGAACAACGAGAUUAAGUAAUAACAAUAUUGCGCUAUUAUUUCAUACAGAGUAUAUUUUUGUGCGAUAGAAGUCUUUAUUUUGUUAUUCCAAGGAAGUGUUACAAAUACAAGUGAACUUAAGCAGAAAAUUAUAACAAGAGGAAUCAGUGAAUUCAAUCUUGAUCAAUUUUGUCUGCAGUACUUGAGAAUGUACGUCAAUGAUAUUCACCAAUUUUCCUUCAUCUUUCAUCAUGAUAUAAUUUACAGCUAGUUUUCCCCUAUUAAUUUAUGUUUCAGUCGAUUAUUAAAUUAACGCAACUUAAAACGUAAAAAAUGUAUCACAUGUAAAUUUGUUCUGAAACUGUAUAUUUCGACCAGAGUAUGGCAGGCUUCAAUGAGAAUAAACGAAACUUCAAUAGUACAUUUACAUUAUUUUUAAUUACUAGAGACUUUCCAAUAAUUAUGCAUUAUUUAUGGAAGAUUUUUUAUGGCGAAUAGGUGAUAAAAGAACAUACAAACAUCAUUUGUAAAACACAGUUGCAGUCGCA